CUUUUCAGACAUGGAGAGGUCCAAACAGAUAUCCAACACGACAUGGAUGUAAUAGCGUGCAUAUAUGCUUCGCAUUAUGAAGCGGAAUACCACAUUGGCUGUUUUCCACCAUCAUCCGUGGUUCAGAUGGAAAAUGGCAGGUCCAAAACCAUUGGUGACUUGAUGAUCGGUGAUACAGUCAUGGUCAUGGACGAGGAAGGUCGGGUUUCCUUCAGUGAUGUCAACCUGAUGAUGCAUAAACUGGACCGAACAACGGUCGAGUACAUAAUACUUGAAACUGAAGAUGGCCUUACACUGACAAUGAGCAAGGAGCAUGUGGUUUUUGUGAGCUCAGUUUGGAGCUUUUCAGCAGAGACCCGGAUGGCGUCAAAGGUUGAGAUCGGCGAUUAUCUGUUCCGCCCGGAGCUGACGAAUGGAUCGUUUGUUCCUGUGAAAGUGACAGCAAUUAGAAAGCAAGUCAUCACAGGGGCAUAUGCACCGACGACACUGGUAGGAAACAUUGUCGUGGACGGGCACCUUGCGUCAUCCUAUGUGUUUGUGGAGGAUCAGAAUCUGGCACAUGGCUUCUUUCUUCCAUGGCGGAUCGGGUACCACAUGUACAAUACCAUAUUUGGAAAAUCACUCCAAGAGCCCGCCCCAGGCUUUCAUUGGUCACUGAGAGCCUUUGUAUCUCUCUACUGUCGCAUUGUUGACGACAAGCUUUGUGAUGAUCUCUUGAACGUGUGAGCUUAUGUAUGUAUUCAUUAAACAUAACACCAUGAGCAUGAGCAUACAAUCA
Messenger RNA from Haliotis rubra (blacklip abalone), 778 nucleotides. RefSeq names its product tiggy-winkle hedgehog protein-like. The transcript is spliced from 2 exons. Gene Ontology annotation, biological process: protein autoprocessing; smoothened signaling pathway; regulation of gene expression. Gene Ontology annotation, molecular function: patched binding; calcium ion binding. The coding region runs from base 43 to 726 and encodes 227 amino acids. Lineage: Eukaryota; Metazoa; Mollusca; Gastropoda; Lepetellida; Haliotidae. The record is from RefSeq and is a predicted model, not a curated record.